UGGUCUGUUUUCUGGCAGAAGUUGGUUACAAAAAGGUGCGCGUUUCUAGGGAGAUAGUUAGAGAGGAAGAGUUCUUGCUUGGAGGAAGAUGUGAAAGACGAGGUCUUUUCAGGAAAGCAUGAGAGAGGGGAACGAUGAAAGUAUGAUGAAAGAUCCCAGUGGUUUGUAUGAUGGAAGGACUGGGAAAGGAGAGACCCAUAUGCAGCUCAAGACCCUUCCCAUGGCUCAGUCACCCCAAAACAGAGGCCUCAACCCUGCUAUGGAAACUCAAAGACUGUUUCUCCACCAGUGAGACAACCUCCCUUCAUCAGACUGAUCGAGAAAACAAUUACAUGGACAACAGAAAGGCUGUGCUGGAACUGAAAGAUGUCCCUCCUCCUCCGCAACAUACUUCCUCCUCUCAGCUAUCCCAACCCUUCUCUCGUGCCCCUCUCCCCUUGCCUCCUCCCUGCUUGCCGGCUCCUCCUCAGCUUACGCAAGACUCCCUCCAACAACAGCCAACGUCACAGCAACAGCUAGAAGGGGCCAGCCCCAAAGUAAGCAUUUGCACCCGCUGUGACUAUUGUAGCACAGAUGGCUAUGGGGUGUCAGGUGGCAGAGGUGUUGUUGGUGGCACUAGCAGCCUUGCUGGCAUUGUUUCACUUUACAUGUCCACGAAGUCCCCGGGAGCGCCCGUCAGUAGCAGCAACACUAGCAGGUCCGGGCCUUGCUCUGUAGCCUCAUCUGUUCAUCAGUAUGAGCAUAACCUGAGUUGUGGCAGUGGAGGUGAAGUUUUUGAUCCCUUGCGCAGUCUUGGUUACAAACCUCAGCUUCAACCUUCUGUUGCUACCUCUCAGCCUCUUUCAUCACUCCCCUACCUCGCCUGCUGCUCGGGGCUUCACCACACCUACCCAGCAGUUCCUCUUCCAUGCAGUCAGCCUCGUGUGUUUCCCCCUUCAGCACCCCUGGCUUCCUCUCUCCCCUCUGUUUCUCUACCUGCUCCCUUGCAUGGCACUUGCGUGGCCACUUCUGGCUUUUACACCUGUGGUGUCGACUGCAGCCCAUCAACUGGAAGAUCCCAGAGAACUAUGCUCGGUGAUCACCCAACCACCACCACCAUUACUACUACAACCACCUCAGCACAUUUCUGCUCUAAUCCUGUACACCUAAAUGUAGAACGCACUGUUUGUGUAAAGGGGCCACACUACUGCCAGGAGUUCUUGUUUAAGCCUAUGAAUGGUCUGUCUUCAGAGUCAGACACGGUGUGGCCCAAUAUUCCUAUUCCUCAGACUGCUCCUAUACCUAUCCCCAUUUGUAAUGGCUGUGGCACAUCCUCUGAUAGUAUGGUACUCAUGCCAUCAACCAGCCUUGGCAAGACUGGCCAGAAGUAUGGUUCUCCAGAGACUAAUGGGCCUGAAAACAUCCCUCCAGUAGGUGUCUUCUGGGACAUUGAGAACUGCAGUGUGCCCAGUGGACGCUCUGCUGGCGCUGUGGUCCAGCGCAUUAGGAACCGUUUCUUCCAGGGCCACCGUGAGGCGGAAUUCAUUUGCGUUUGUGAUAUCAGCAAGGAGAGUAAAGCUGUCAUCCAAGAGCUCAACAACUGCCAGGUUACUGUUGCACAUAUCAAUGCCACAGCCAAGAAUGCUGCAGACGACAAGCUUCGCCAGAGCCUAAGGCGGUUUGCUGAGACCCACGCUGCACCUGCAACUGUUGUCCUUGUAUCCUCUGAUGUGAAUUUUGCAAGCGAGUUGAGUGACCUGCGUCAUCGCCAUGGUUUCCAAGUAAUCCUGGUCCAUGGCAACCAUACAUCUUCAGCCCUUCUUCAGCACGCCCACCUCCAUGUGGCCUUUGAGGAGAUCACCGCUGAUCUGCCACCACGCAUGCUCGUCAAAGCGCAGCCCAGUUUCAACCUCCUCUAUGUGCACAACCUCCCUCUCAACUGUGACAAGAGCCUACGGAAUGCGGUGAAGCUCAGGCUCCGCCGCCUCUCAGACAACUGUGGCGGCAAGGUGCUGGGCAUGUCUCAGGGCACUGCAGUCCUCCGCUUUGGCAGCCCCGAGGCAGCUGCCCGUGCCCGCAAGCGAAUGGAAAAUGAGGAUGUAUUUGGCCACCGAAUCAGCCUCUCGUUCUCCCAACGGCCCAGAUACAGUGCAAGUCCUGAGCCUGAGAUUGAGUCUCAGCCCCAUCACUUGCCUCUGACUCUGCCCCACACCUAUCAAACCCUGGACUCAAUGUUCGCCCCUCCCCCAUCCAUAUCCUCCUUCUCUUUUCUACCCCUGGAGAAGCCCAGGUCACCCAGGAGGCCACGGCGAGCCACCCGCCCAUGCCACACCCCUGGCCAAGUGCCUGAAAGGCCCUACAGCCCCAGGAGGGGGUGCAGUGGGUCUCCCGGUGGUGCUACAUCCAAGCCCCAUCAGGAGCUGGGUAGUUUGGAGGGCAAGCCCAGGAUGGGUUUCCACCACCUGGAGAAAGGGCGCGCGGCUUCCUCUUCUCCCCACAGCAAUAGUGAAACGGCACCACUGGAGCAGCUACCCAAGCCUGUCCUCAUUGGAGAAUCCAUAUACAGGAGGAGAAGAGAUGGCUCCAGUCCUCGAAAUGUGACUGAAUCCCCUCUACAACAAGUGGACCGGAGCUCAGCAGAGUUCCAGAUUAGCACACCAUCUGCCUUCAGCAAGUUGAACCUGCACAGGAGCUUCAGUCCACUCGUCAUCUCUCAAGGCUCCUGGUCGUCCAGGAGUGCCUCCCCGUGCAUGUCCAGCCGCUCGUCGCCUCUGCUUGCUACCCCUCGUAGCCCUUGUCCUGAAGGUCCUCCUGAGCCUUUCUCUGAGGGAGCCGAAGUCCAGGUGGCCAACCUGGACUACAGAAUGUCUCGCAAGGACCUGCAACAAACACUGCAUGACACCUUCUCUCGAUAUGGACGGGUGAGAGCGGUGGAGCUCAGCCCCCACACUGAUUAUCAGCUGAAGGCCACGAUUCAGAUGUUGUCUCUGCAGCAGGCCAUUAGUGCUGUCAGUGGUCUGCACCGUUACAAGAUCGGAGGCAAACGCGUUCAGGUGUCUUUGAUCACCGGUGGCAACAGCAAAUCUCUUACCUCGCUCAGCACUGAGAUCAUCUGCAUUCUCCAGGAUGCUCCUGCAAAUUGCCUUCCUCUAUUCAAGUUCACUGAAAUCUAUGAGAAAAAGUAUUCCCGUAAGCUUGUGGUUGGUGACCUAUACAGGCUGCCAGACUUGGUUGCAGUGCGGGAACAGGGAGGUUCAAGGCUUGUGUGCCUUCUCUCCAACAGCCAAAUACGUCAGGGUUCACUGGGAUCUUCUCAGUCCCAGGAGGGCUCCUCAGCAAGUGGAAGCCCUGUUGUCUUUGAGGAGCUGGAGUACCACGAACCUGUCUGCAGACAACACUAUGCACAACAGGACUUCAGUGAGGCCGACUUUGACCCAGACUCUUACAAAAUCCCGUUUGUUGUGAUGUCUCUGAGCACCCUAGCGUCUGAGGUUCACAGUCUGCUGCAGUCACAUGAGGGCACUCUUCCACUGCUCAGUUUUGCAGAUUGCUACGCAGCAAAAUUCAGCCCUCUGAACAUUGGCAAUGAGACACUGGAGGGCGGUGUUCCUCUGGAGCACCUCAUCACCUGUGUUCCCAGUAUCACUAUAGUCACAGCUCAGAACGGCUUCAAAGUCAUCAAGUGGACCCACAACAAACCCCCUGCACCAAACUCUGAGCCAUGGAUUCAGCGCUGCAAGAGUCCGGUUGGCAAUCCACAGCUCAUCCAGUUUAGCCGAGAGAUUAUUGACCUGUUAAAGAGUCAGCCAUCUUGCAUCAUGCCAAUCAGUAAAUUCAUACCCUCCUAUCACCAUCACUUUGCAAAGCAGUGCCGCGUGUCUGACUAUGGCUUCUCCAAACUACUGGAGCUUCUGGAGGCUGUACCUCAUGUCCUGCAGAUCUUGGGUGUGGGUACCAAGCGUUUACUGACUCUGACCCACCGAGCUCAAGUGAAACGCUUCACCCAAGACCUGCUUAAGCUGCUUAAAUUUCAAGCCAGCAAACAGGUGGCAAUCAAGGACUUCAUGCAGGCAUACCAUUGGUGUUUCUCCAGAGACUGGAGAGUCAUCGACUAUGGGAUAUGUGACUUGAUGGACCUUCUGACUGAGAUCCCUGACACUACCAUUACUAUCACACAACAGGCCACAGACACGGUCAUCUCUCUUCCUAAAAGGGAACGUACCGUUGAGGAAGUGGAGCGCACUAAACAGUUUGGGAAGGAGGUGGUGGACCUACUUCGUCACCAGCCUCACUGCCGAAUGCCCUUCAGUAAGUUCAUACCCACCUACCACCAUCACUUCGGCCGUCAGUGUAAGCUCAGCUACUAUGGAUUCACCAAGCUCAUGGAGCUCUUCGAGGCAAUCCCUGAUGUCCUGAUGGUGUUGGAGUGUGGUGAGGAGAAAGUGCUGACUCUAACUGAGGUCGAGCGUAUCAAGGCUCUAGCAGCACAGCUAGUCAAGCUGCUCAGGGCUCAGAAAAACUCCAGUCUUCCUGUCAGCCAGCUGCUAACAGAGUACAGCAAAACCUUUGGUUAUGGUCUACGCCUGCAAGACUAUGAUGCAAUCUCCCUGCCUGCUCUGCUCACCAAACUCUGCCAUGUUGUCAAGGUGGUGGAUGGCUCUGAGGGUCGGGAAGUGCAGUUGAUCAACAGGAAGUCUCUGCGCUUGCUGACCUCCCAGCUACUGGCUUUGCUCAUGUCCCAAGAGGAGCAAGAAGUCAUCAAGGGUCUGAAGGUGGCAGAGCUGGGCCAGCACUACCUCACAGUUCAAGGAUCCUUGCUGAACCCAUGUGAAUACGGUUUUCUCUCACUCAGCGAGUUACUGAAGAGCCUUCCAUACCUUGUGGAGUUGUACCGUGAAGAAGGUGAUGAAGAAAGUAAAGCUAGCGACCCCUCCAGUAGUCAUGGGGAGGAGUGGGUGAGGCUGACCAGGCUUUACCAGUUCGCUCGUAACGUACGUGCGCUGCUCCACACCUACCAUUACAACCAGAUCUUCCUGACCGAGUUCCAGGGGGCUUACAACAAAUUUACAGGCUGUAGCCUUGAACCACGGUCGUACGGAUACACCAGCACAGAUGAGCUGCUCAGCGCCAUUCCACAGGUGGUCUGGAUCAAAGGACACGGUCAUAAGAGGAUUAUCGUUUUGAAGAAUGAUAUGAAAGCAAGAGCAAGCUAUUCAGCACCAAACAGCCCUCAGCCAAGCGAGAACACGGAGAGUCCAAGAGACAGUCCAGUUAGUAAUGUUACAUCUGGAACACAGAGUCCAUGUGUUGAGACUGAGUCAGAGCUGUUGUGUCUGGCGUCCCCAGUGGACCUGCUGUGUGGCCCCGUGCCAUCCUGCCUCCCAUCUCCUCAGCUCCACCCCGACCCUGUUGGCCUCCAGCAGACAGACCUGAUCCACUUUGAAGAGGGAGCUCAACCACCAACAGACGGUGAUGAACCUGCACCGGCAGCUGUGGACGGCACAUCUGAUCCACCCGAGGAGGCUGGCUGCUCAGAUGACUCUGCAGUCUCCAGACCUCCACCCCCGGCCCCUGACACGAAGACCCCUUCGUCCACGGACAGUCCCAGCAAAAGAGCUGCACGCAGCAAAAUCAAACUGGCUGCCAACUUCUCCUUUGCAGUAGGCCUCUGAUCGUCUCGUGCAUAACCACCCAGUGUGUCUCGCACACACAAUACUGGUUCACAUAUAGUGUAACUCUACACAGAAGAGUUGACCGGCUACACAGAAAUGAGCCCAGAAGAGCAUCGGUGUUGUCCCCUCUAUUUCUAACAGGCUGUUGCAUUCUUCUGCUUUGUUCUUCAUCGCUCCUCAGCCAACCUUCUUCUCUUGUCUUUGUUUGGUCUUUGGUUGAUGUCCACUAAGCUGUGAUUUCAUUCUUGCAGAUUUUCUGCAAUUCUUUGAUUUGCCAAAUUCAUCUACUGUAAAUUCUGUUUGAUUUAACCCCAAUGGCAGUUCAUCUAUUUUCCUGUGAAUGUGCAUCUUUAGUUUAGGGCUGUGUUGUGGCAAAGAACUCGCUGGCUUAAAAUGAAACUGAGUUAGUUGUCACUGUAAACGGAGUAUGAGUUACCAGUGGGAGGAAUGCUAGGAGUGAGAAGCUUGGUUUUCAGUGUUGAAUCCAAGAAAUAUAUUUACCCCUUCUCCCAGUUAAGAAAACUGACAGAUAACUGAAGGUUCAUGGAAACAUUUUGUUCUUGAAACACACUGAGAAACCUUCAAAAUGACUCCCUCCCCGUGAGACAGAACAUUUCAUUGAAAACAUUAAUUCAUUUUUUAAAUAGUUUCAACAGUUUGGGGGAUUUUUCUUUGUUGGUAACCCCAGAUAAGUCGACUAAACUAACUGCUAGGUGUCUGUUUCAGUCUUUAAGAUUUCUAAAGCGAUAGCUCCUCUUUGAGAUACCCUCUCCUGUUUUGUCUCUGUUGUAAAGUAGCCUGAGGAUAGUGUUUUCAGUUCCGUUUCCUCUUUCCUCGGAGGAGUUUGGCCUCUAUGUGUAGUGUACUGAUUGGCCUGAAGAGAAACGGUCUUACCUGUUCAGAUAGUGUUUUCUUUUAAUGGAAGCUCUUUGAACAGUUUAAAGUUUUAGGACAAUAAUUGCAACAAUCGCUGCUCUCAGGAAGUUUUAUAGUAGUAUCUUGACUUCAUUCAUAGCAGAGACCGUGGCUCGUCUCUCCAAGGCCACCGAUGAAGGCCUGAAAGGAAAUGGGUGGUCGUGUUUGUGCUCGAGCAGCAGGAGCCGACGUACACUUUUGUCUUCAGCCAGCAGCCGUGUUUGUUCUUUUAGUUGUGUUUUGUCUGUGUGUGGUUUACACUGGAACAGGUGGUGUGAAAUGUGUGUGAUGUGCAUAACAGAGUUUAUGCAUGGUGUAAUCCCAGGAGGAGCAGACAGGAACAGAAAGCAAGACAUUCUCCGAGAUCGGUCUUUAUUUCCAUCAUGCGUUAUGGGUCUCAGGUUUGGCGUCUCCCUUGCAGUUGCCGUGAAAGUGCUCAAGGUUUGUUGAGUUAACCUUGCUGCUGGUAGGCACUGUGUCGGUGGCGGCGUCACUGUCUGAGUGGAAGAGUUUGGGGGGGGGGGCAGCGAGCACUCCGGAGUUUUUGAUUUUUAAUGACGGCGAAUUGUGAGUUUUUUAGGGGAAGAGAUGGGAUGGGAGGCGACGGAUGAGAAGUUUGUGGAGCAGCGCGGGAGCUGUGAGAAGCCCCUGAACAGACUGACGUAGACAGAGGACCUUCAUGGGCUCUCUGGAAUCUGCCGGGCUUUUACAAUGGCUUGUAUUUGCCUUGGUGCUGAAAUAAAAUGCCGUCAUACCUCCCCUAGGGCAAUUUUAACUUGAUAAUGUGUGUUGGUUUCUCAACUUUCCUUUUGUCUCGAGUGUUUGCUCGGCUGCUGGCUUCUAAAUCGCCACCGAAUGAUGUCGGCUGCCUGUUGAGUUUGGCACGACCCGGGUGCUGCUGAAGUCAAAGGUUUGGUGUUGUGUUCAGAGAAAAGGCCCGUUUGUUUGUUUGCACUUUCAACCUAUUUAUUCAGCGUUCAAAGUAUUAUAACACGAUUUUCUUUGUCAGACUUGAUAACGACGUGGUGUGAAGAUUCCACCUGCCAUCUCGCCAAAAUAUCUGACACGUAUCACCGUGUUUUUAAUUAGGGCUGUUAAGACUGAUCUCUCGGCAACGUUUUACUGACUGGAAACCAUUUUGAUGAAGGAAUUAUCGGUUCAGAAUAAUUAUUUAGUAAUGGCAACGAUAUUAAAUGGCUAAAAAUGCUGAGAAAUGUUUAAAUUUAAAUUAAAUUUGAUUAAAUGUAUUUGAGCAACUCCUCUGAGGUGACCCCAGUGACGACUAACUCAGAUUUUAUUUUGUUCUCGCCUUGCUGUGCUGGUUAUGUCGGUGAUAAGCUAUUGUACCUGUCAAAAUAUGCACAUCUGCAUAGUUUUGGUUCUUGAAAUGCAUAUGUGAGAAUGAAGGGGUUAAGACAUUUUUCUUUUCUCUGCCUCUGUACCCGACUUGUCUUGUUCAGUUUUCACGUUGCACUUUUGUUCCUCAGCAGAAUUUAAGGAACUUUGUUUAUUCAACAGUGUCCUUGCAAUUAUGUCUUGUUUACCUGCUCAAAAAGUGUCUCACUGAUGUGUCCUCUGUAUAUUAACCUUUUGUCGUACUGUUUUACUGCCUUUCUGCAGCAGAAGUCAAUGUAACAGUCAAACAUUGUUGAAGGGACCAAAAAGAUUUCCAUCAAUAAAUUUCACAAGCAUCA
Molecule: messenger RNA, 8260 nt
Organism: Mugil cephalus (flathead mullet)
Lineage: Eukaryota; Metazoa; Chordata; Actinopteri; Mugiliformes; Mugilidae
Product: meiosis regulator and mRNA stability factor 1
Exons: 27
Coding region: 168-5651 (1827 amino acids)
Biological process (GO): post-transcriptional gene silencing
Cellular component (GO): peroxisome; cytoplasm
Molecular function (GO): mRNA base-pairing post-transcriptional repressor activity; RNA nuclease activity; CCR4-NOT complex binding
Source: RefSeq, a predicted model, not a curated record